AUGGCGUCUGCCAACUUUUUGGAAGAAGCUCUUAAAUCAGACGUCGAUGAAUCCGCGGUGAAUGCGAUCGUUGGUACACUGGAAAACCAGCUGGACGCGAACACGGACGAAGUGCAACAAGUCGGGAGCGUUGGCAAGCCCGGUGCGUACGGGAGUGGCGUGAAAAAUCAAUCUAGUGCACCAGCGGCCGUGGCGGCAAUCGUGUCAAAUGGCGGUACGGCAACCAGCAGCGCAUCAGCGGCAGCAACGACUACGACGGCCAGUGAAACCCACGUCGGCCAAGCGGCCAAGCCCGACCUCGGUGGCCCCGUUACGAAUGGUGAAAUCGUAGUGUCCCGUGCAGCGGUGCACGUCAGUAACAGCAGCAACAACAACAACAAUACUAUUACGACCAAUAACAACCUUGGCAAAACGUUUCUAGUGAACGCUAGUGUGAACAGCAGUACGAUAACGACACCGACGGUGGCUAACAAGCCCACCAUCAAGUUGGUCGGCGGUGGUGUGGUGUCGUUGCCAAGCGGCGUGAGCCUGCAGCAGCAAUCGCAACAUCAGCGGAACACGGUUUCCUCCACGGUGAUUGCUGGUGGCGGCGGUGGUGGUGGAGGUUCCACCGGCGGAGGAGGAAACAUCAACAUCAUCAGCCACCAGAUCGUGGUGCCGCCGGGUGGUCUGUCCACCGUGGGACAGCCCCCUCCGCCGUUCAGCGUUCCUCCGCAGCAUCAUCUCCAUCACCAAGUGUUGACCACGUCGGCCGGCGGCGGUGGCGGAAGUAUCGUUCUCAGCAGUAGCAACCACCAGCAGCUUCAAACGGCGUCGAAUAUGCCAAAGAAUGAGCCUGUGAAGCUGGUCUACCCUGCUGGCGGUCCACAAUCGGCGGUGCUCAACAUGAACAACAAUCGCGUGACGCUAACCCAGACCGGGUUGCCCAACGGGACCAUCUCGAUGUCCCAGCAACCGCAGCUGAUUCAAACGAUCGGAGGCGGCGCCCAGAUCGGCAAAGCAACGACGACGGCCACGCUCCAGCAGCAGCAGCAGGUAGGCGGUGGCGGGCAGCCGGCGCCUACGUUGAUCAUCAAAAACCAGCAAACCAACGCGGUCAUGAAUCCCGGCACGCCGGGCAUCGUGACGGUUUCGAAGCCGAUGAACAAUCAGGCAACACCAAACAUAGUCGGUUUACCGGGUGUACAAAUUGUAAAUGUUAGACCUGGCGCACAACCCUCACAAGCACAGCAAAAAACUGUUGCCGCUGUAUCACCUAGAGUUGUCAUUGGUAGCCAGCCAAUAGUUAGUACUAGACCACCAAACGCAAGCGCUAUCACAUUAAGUGCCCUUCAAGGACAGCAAGGCUCGACGCUACUACUGAAGAAUGAACAAGGCCACUUCCAGCUGCUCCGGAUUGGUCCGGCUCCGACCGGAACACAAAUCACACCCGCCAAUCUGACGGCAUCGUCCGGCAAUCAAACGAUACGGUUGCAAACUGUACCAGCUGUAAGUAGGUUUACCGGUCCACCAUUAGCCCUCCGAAAGACCAUUGUCACCAGUCCGCAACAGGGGAAACAGAAGCAAAAUACGCAUUCAUCCGGCUCCGGAGCGAUUAUCGUAAGCUCGCAGUCGAUCACGACGGCGCCGGCGAGCUACAUCUCAACGCAACCAACUCCGGUCGCUUCGGUGGCACCGGUACCGGCUCUGGCGGCCCAGCAAAAUAUCACCAUUACGCCCUCGUCGACGCAGCCAAUGCUUGCUACGCAGCAGCAGCACACCGUGGCUGGCGGUGGCCAGACGCAACAACCGACUGUCGUCGUGACUACGACUCCGCCGGCAGCUGCACCUACACCGCAGCAGCGAAACUCCUUAGAUAAUACCAAAGAAAAGUGCAGCAAGUUUUUGACCAACUUGAUCGAGCUCUCGAAGCGCGAACCGGCCAAGGUGGAGCAGAAUGUGCGAACCCUGAUACAGGAGCUGGUGGAUGCGAACGUGGAUCCGGCGGAGUUUUGUGAGCGACUCGAGCGGCUACUGAACGCCAGUCCGCAGCCUUGCUUAAUUGGUUUCUUAAAGAAAAGUCUACCACUGCUACGGCAAUCGCUAGUAACUAAAGAGAUUACGAUUGAAGGUAUCAACCCACCAUCGGCAUCAGUAGCUUUCGCUGGCACCGCCUUAUCCCAAAUUCCUGCCCAAAUACGGCCCGUAGCGCCGACGAUUGUGUCGCAGAGCAGUAUGGUCGGUCAGACGCAGAUUCGCAUGCUAACAUCGCAGUCAGGAGUGACGACCGUACCGCGGAUCGGUCAAACCACCAUCCGACCGGCGGCCCCGGUGCGAAUACAAACGCCGUUGCAGCAACAAACGACGAUAACCGGAGGUGGGACCACGAUCGUUGGGCCGCCUCGGACAACGAUGACGGCCCAGCAAAUACGACCAAACGCGACGACCAUUGGCCACACGACUAUCGUACAGACGAGUCAGCAGCAGCUACCCCAAACCAUCUCCACAACACCUCCCGCCUUGCUACCGAUCCGUGCACCUUCCGGCACGUCGAUAACGCGCACGGGGGCCACCUUGCAGAUACGCACCACGACGCCGGUCACGUCGCGCACCGUUACGUCGGUCGGUGGGACGACGAUGACGGCGGCGGCAGGCAAACAGAUCCUUCAAACGCAAGUUAAUCAAAUCCGCAGCCAGGCACCGGUGGCCUCGGUAGCGGCGGUGGCAGCAGCGGCUGCGGCCGCCGCCUCCGGCUCGUCGGCGACACAGGUUAAGCAAGUGACAGCAAUUACCGGCGGAGGGAACGUGGUGGUUAGUUUGAGCCAGGUUCCGCCUCCGAUGCAACCGGUGUCCGCAUCGGCGGUGAGCGGAGCCCAGACCAUGCCUGCGCUGACGUUGACGUCCGCGGCAGCGACUGCGGCGGGGUUUGGUGCGAGUAGUGUCACCGGCGGUGGUGCCGUAGCGGCAACGGUCGUUGUUAACUCUUCGCCCUCAGUGUCCGCGGCUACGACGGUGGGGGCAGCAGGUCAGGCAACGACGGUGGUCAGCACAUCCGCGAGUAGUGGUGGCAGUGGCGGAACGGCGACAGCACCUAGCCUUACGAUUAAUAAAAUUGUCACCGCCAAAUCGCAGAACCUCUCGGGGCCCGGGUCAGCGGCGUCCAAAAAGAAAGCCAGUGGGUUCACGGCAGUAUCAUCGGCCGGCGGUGCUGGUACGGACCAGGAAGUGAGCAAGCGGGCGGGAGCAUCGGCACAGUCACAGUUCUACCAUCACCAUGCGUCCAUGUACGGCGAGGACGACAUCAACGAUGUGGCCGCUAUGGGAGGCGUCAAUCUGGCGGAGGAAACGCAGCGAAUCCUCGGUUCUACCGAGUUCGUCGGCACGCAGAUCCGUUCGUGCAAGGACGAGGUGUUUCUGCACCUGCCGGCGCUUCAAUCGCGCAUACGCACCAUCAUCGCCCGCCACGGUCUUGAGGAGCCCAGCAACGAGGUGGCGGUACUAAUAUCGCACGCCUGUCAAGAGCGCCUCAAGAACGUCGUCGAAAAGCUUGCCAUCGUCGCCGAGCACCGGAUAGAUAUUAUUAAGGUUGAUCCACGGUACGAAGUCACGAAGGAUGUGAGAGGGCAGAUAAAGUUUCUCGAGGAGUUGGACAAAGCGGAACAGAAGCGCCACGAGGAGCAAGAGCGCGAGAUGCUAAUGCGGGCGGCCAAAUCACGCUCGAAAACCGAAGAUCCCGAGCAAGCCAAACUGAAGGCGAAAGCAAAGGAAAUGCAGCGAGCGGAAAUGGAGGAACUGCGGCAACGGGAUGCUAACCUUACCGCUCUGCAAGCCAUUGGCCCGCGGAAGAAACCGAAGCUAGAGGAAGGAUCGUCCACAUCUGCCACCCCGGGAGUGUCUGGUAUUGGGUCACUGAGUGGGAAAGCGCCCACUCCGCUACGGCCACGGAUCAAGCGAGUGAAUCUGCGUGAUAUGCUGUUCUACAUGGAGCAGGAGCGGGAAAGCUGCCGAAGUCAGAUGCUUUACAAAGCCUACCUCAAGUGAUCGAUCGUGUUGAUGACGGUGGUUGUGGCAUGGUUGCUGCAAGUCAGUCCCGCUUGGCCAGGUCGUCGAAGCCGGGCUGGCGGAGAGAGGCUCUCGGGAAAGCGCAACGAAGACGAAGACGACGUGGAAGGUACUAACAUUAAUAGAAUUAGAUUUUCAAUGAAGAAUGAUGAUCUUUGUGUCAGCUGAUCGUCAUGCGAGCAACCCACAGCAGGAUGAUGCAGUUGCGUUCAGGUUCGUUUUGUGCGCGUGUGUUUGUGUUGCGUGCAUUAGUAGCGAGACUCAGUUGUGCUGUUUCGGCCGUGCGAACAAGGGGAACUUUAAAAUAAAUUGCAAAUACCACGGACACAGCAGUCAGAAGCUCCCCAUUUUGGUUACGCACUUUUUCCGCGAUCGGCGAAACGAUUGAAAUAGUAGUAGAAAAAACUUGUACAGAAAAUAGUAAGCUAGAUACUGCAAAUGGUUAUAAAACACCGUCGGGAAGUGGGGAAUAGAUUGGUAAAAGCGUGUGCGCUUAUUUGCGUAAGUGCGUGGAGCGAAAUAGCAAAAGGAGUCGUGGGAUAGAACUGAUUUUCUAUGUUUUAAAUGAUAGGAUUCCUAAACGCUCCUUUUUCUGCGGUUGUUGUGUGGUGGUCGCUGGUGGUGCUGUCGGCAGCAGCAGUGGCAACCAAGGAAUGUCUCUGUCGCAUCCUAAAAAGAAGCGCGAGGGCUGCGAAAGUUCAUCGAAGAUUCAUCGAUAUUUUGGAAUUACUAACCAACCCAACAUCCAACAUCCCAACCUGUGCGCAGGGCAUGGAAAGCAGCGCAGUUUGGCGUGCAGCGUAAAGUGAAAUCAGAUUGACCAGUGGUCGUGUCUGCUGGUCAAAAGUGUCCAACCAUGAAAAGUGGGUUUUUCAUGAAAUCCUGAACAAUAUUGGAAUAAUUUACUAGGUUUGCAGUCAGCAAUGAAUUACAAAGAACGUUGAAAACACUUUUUAGCAAACGAAUUACGAUGCUAACCUUUUUUGCGAAUCGACGACAAUACGCAGACAUUUUCAAAGAUGGUGCAGCACGACAGUGUGUCAGAGUAUGGGGUCCACUGAUUGGAACAUAUUUUCUUCGGUUGUUCGGUUAGGCAACAUAUUUGACCUGUGGAAAGUAAGCAUGCGUAAUAGUGUUAAUAUAUAACCUGCAGCAGCUCGCGUUCGUGUGCUUGUGAUAGCUUCGGGGUCAGAGUGUGAUGUGUGUGUGUGGUUGCGCGUGUAAAUAGAUCGAAUUAAAUUUUACGACAGCUGAAAUAGUGAAAGAGGAUGAAAGUAGAACUAACAAAUCGUUAAGCGAAGCAUGUUAGGCUAGUCUCCUCUUUUUAGUUGAUUAUUAGUUAAUGAGCUUCGUUAAAAUAUAUUUUCCCUAGAGCUUGUAUUUACACGGAAAGUGUGUCCAUUGUUCAGAGAGACAGAGAGAUCAUCGUUCAGUUUGCAUUCAAAUUCAUCAAAAUUUUUUCACUUAAGUCAAAGGUUCGCUAACACAUAGUUUCAUAUUAAUUUAAUUGAACCGCGACUUGUCUCCAUGUUCGGAUCCGGGUGUUUGUUAUUCUUUUGCCACAAUUACAGACCAAAUAAAACUGGGCGCUACAAUAAAACCACAUCCAAAUACCGCGCUGCUCGAUGAAGAAGAACCCACACACAUAGACGCGUAAACAUCGAGUGAUAUGAAGCGCGAUCGGAAACAGAACAAAUAGACAUAAUAACAUAGAGAAGUGGAAUACAAAUAGGUAAAAGUUGCCAAGUUCAAAAGUAGAAGGCAAGCAAAACUCUGGUGUCUAGUAAUUAGGGUGGAGACCUCUAGCGAAUUAAGAGACAGAAACGAGCGAUACAGGCAUUGAGAGAGUGGUGAAAGGCGAACAGGGAAACAGAACUUCGUCUUAAGAAAGGAUUUGUGACAAGAAGAAACAAAUGAAUACCACGUGUUGCUGUUGCGGCAGGUGAAAAAUUCCCAAGUCACUGUUAUUCGGUUAGCUCUUACACUUGUUUUGUAAUUAUUCUUUUAGCUAACGGGGCGAUAGGCAAGGAAAAAGGGGGUACAUCAGCGCACGCGAGGCAUUAUUCACCACACUCCAAGCAGUUUCUUCCUUCCGCUUUUCGUAGCGUUUCGCACGUGCUGCAUCUUUUGUCUGUUUAUAGAGCUAUUAUUUAUAACAGUAUGGGUGUACAUUUUCGACCAUUUCAACCUUGCAGUUACGAAACAAUAACGAGUUGCAGAGCGAGUGAGCGAGAGAGCGAGAGAGAUGGUAGGUGUUCAACAACGUGUUGUGUGCGUCAAAUUUAGCAUAUCUUGGAGGUCAAUUGUUUUAGUUGCGCAUCUCUUGUGUUCAUCGUCUUCUGUUUUGUUGAUUGUGUUUCAUGUUUUCGUUAUUUUUAGUUUUCUCAUAUACGUAAUUUUGUGGCGCUUUUUUGUGCGCAAGAAAGGUGAAAAAGAGUGAGAGGAAGAAACGGUUCCGUGGAGAAGCAAUGUGUGUGCCGUGCACAACAAUA
Anopheles bellator is the source of this 6533-nucleotide messenger RNA. It is a transcript of the gene Taf4, whose product is annotated as transcription initiation factor TFIID subunit 4. Gene Ontology annotation, molecular function: DNA binding; RNA polymerase II general transcription initiation factor activity; protein heterodimerization activity. The record is from RefSeq and is a predicted model, not a curated record. The coding region runs from base 1 to 4020 and encodes 1339 amino acids. NCBI's taxonomy places the organism in Eukaryota, Metazoa, Arthropoda, Insecta, Diptera, Culicidae. Gene Ontology annotation, cellular component: transcription factor TFIID complex. Gene Ontology annotation, biological process: DNA-templated transcription; transcription initiation at RNA polymerase II promoter. The transcript has 11 exons.